GUUAGUUUCCUCUCCUUUUUUCCACUUCCCCGACGUCCCUCUCUCAUUUUCCCUCCUGUCCUGUGCCCAAACCAUCCUCACGCCGCGCCUCCCGUUUCUCUCACGUUCAUCUCAUUCUCUCUGUUUCACUCAGACCGUUUCUCUCCUUCUCGCCGUCUCUCUCUCUUCCUCUUCGACCGCGAUUUACGCUUUCCCGCUACACGCCUCCGCCUUCACUUUUGUUGAGAUUUUAGAGAAUAUUUAGUAGUGUUGAGUUAAAUUUCUUUGAUUUUGGAGGAUUGUUGCACUUUAAGUUUUAUAUUUUGUGAAUUUCAGCUUGAAAGGGUUCACCAUCGAAUAUGGCAAUGUUCAUAUAGCGGAGGUGAAAACCCAUAUAGAUUACAGACAGAAGUCCAUAUUGCGGAGGCCUAAUCUCACCAGCAUACUCCCACCCAUCGAAAACAAAACCCCCAACAAAACCUAAAGCCUCUGCUUCCAUGGCCGUUACCAGUCCAAACCCUCCUCUUCCUACACCCUCUAGGGUCAGCUCCACCACCAUCCACACGGCUGUCGCCGCACUCCUGAAAUGGAGAAACUCCAAGUCGGGGACCCAGAAACCCCAACUUUUACAGCAAGACGAAUUCGUCUACCUCAUACUCACCCUCAAGAAAAUACCCUCCCAAUCUCGCACUAACCCCCAUAAGAUCCCACUCCCACACGCCAUACAAUCCCCCCACCUCUCCCAAGAGCUCUGUCUCAUCAUCGACGAUCGACCCCACUCCAAUCUCACCAAAGCCUCCGCCAAAUCAAAGAUUGAUUCCGACCAAGUACCUGUCUCCAAAGUCCUCAAGUUGUCCAAGCUGAAAUCGGACUAUCGCCCAUUUGAGGCCAAGAGGAAAUUGUGCGAUUCGUAUGACAUGUUCUUUGCGGACAAGAGGGUUGUGCCCCUCUUGCCGGGGUUGUUGGGGAAGCACUUUUAUAAGAAGAAGAAGAUUCCGGUGCCCGUGGACUUGAAGCACAAGAAUUGGAAGGAGCAAAUUGAGAAGGCGUGCUCUUCGGCCUUGUUAUUCUUGAGAACGGGGACUUGUAGUGUCGUGAAGGUGGCGAGGUUGAGUAUGGAGAAGGACGAGAUUGUGGAGAAUGUGGUGGCUGCGAUUCAGGGAAUUGCGGAGAUUGUGCCACGGAAGUGGGGCGGUGUGAGGUCGUUGCAUUUGAAGCUGCUGGACUCAUUGGCUUUACCGGUUUAUCAGGUGGUGCCAGAUGUGAGGUUGAGGAUUGAGGGAUUGAAAGAGGAGGAGGGAAAGGGUGAAGAGGCUGCCAAAGAUAAGAGUAAGAAAGGCGAGCGCGUGGGGAAGAAGAGGGGGAGGAUUCAUGAAGUAAAGUAUAUGGACAGGAAUGUAGGUGAGGUGAUUCAUGAAGAUGAAGUGGGGAGUGAUGAGAUUGUGGGUGGAGAAGUUGGUGAUGGUGAGAAUGGUGAAAUGGAUAUUGGUGAAUCGGGGAAUAAGAAGAGAAAAAAGGGUGAUAAGACUGAAGUGGGGGUUUCUGGUGAGUCGAAACACUUGAAGAAGCUGGCUAAGCUGAAGAACAAAGUUAUUCUAACAGAGACAAGAGAUGAGUUGUUGGCUGCGAAGGGGAAGAAGGAAGGUGGUAUAAAGAAAGGGAAUGUUGGUUUGUCUGUUGAAGAUGGGGGGUCUGGUGGAAAGAAGGAGAAGAGUGGGAAGAUGAAGUUGAGGAGUGGAGAAAUGAAGGUGAAGGCUAGGAAAAGCAGGAAAGCAGCCGGGUAAUGUGAUUUGGAAGACUGAGAGAAGUUAGAGAUGGUAAUUCGUCCUCUUGCGGAUGUUUUUUUUCAAGUUUCUAAUAGAUUGUACUUUUGUCUUAUUUCUUUUUGUUAGACAAUGAGAAUUCUGCUGAUCGAAAUUAGUAACCACUUUUUUGUUGACAAUUUGAUUUAUGAAGAGAAUUAUAGAGUGGAUGAUUUUAUGUUCU
This is a messenger RNA of Juglans regia (Persian walnut), 1965 nucleotides long. RefSeq names its product ribosomal L1 domain-containing protein 1-like. The coding region runs from base 477 to 1763 and encodes 428 amino acids. The transcript has a single exon. Gene Ontology annotation, cellular component: 90S preribosome. The record is from RefSeq and is a predicted model, not a curated record. NCBI's taxonomy places the organism in Eukaryota, Viridiplantae, Streptophyta, Magnoliopsida, Fagales, Juglandaceae.